Molecule: messenger RNA, 1044 nt
Organism: Elephantulus edwardii (Cape elephant shrew)
Lineage: Eukaryota; Metazoa; Chordata; Mammalia; Macroscelidea; Macroscelididae
Gene: NDE1
Product: nudE neurodevelopment protein 1
Exons: 8
Coding region: 1-1044 (347 amino acids)
Biological process (GO): microtubule nucleation; cell migration; chromosome segregation
Cellular component (GO): kinetochore; centrosome; kinesin complex
Molecular function (GO): microtubule binding
Source: RefSeq, a predicted model, not a curated record
AUGGCAGACUCUGGAAAGACAACCUUCAGCUCUGAGGAGGAAGAAGCUCACUACUGGAAAGACCUGGCCAUGACCUACAAGCAGAGGGCGGAGAACACUCAAGAAGAGCUGCGAGAAUUCCAGGAAGGGAGCCGAGAAUAUGAAGCUGAGCUGGAGACACAGCUGCAACAAAUUGAAACCAGGAACCGGGACCUUCUGUCGGAGAAUAACCGCCUGCGCAUGGAGCUAGAAGCCAUCAAGGAGAAGUUUGAAAUGCAGCACUCAGAAGGCUACCGGCAGAUCUCCGCGUUGGAGGAUGACCUUGCACAGACGAAAGCAAUUAAAGACCAGUUCCAGAAAUACAUCCGCGAGCUGGAGCAGGCCAACGAUGACUUGGAGAGAGCAAAACGAGCCACAAUCAUGUCGCUGGAAGACUUCGAGCAGCGCUUGAAUCAAGCUAUUGAGAGAAAUGCCUUCCUGGAGAGUGAGCUGGAUGAGAAGGAGAACCUCCUGGAAUCUGUCCAGCGGCUGAAGGAUGAAGCCAGAGACUUGCGGCAGGAAUUGGCCGUGCAGCAGAAGCAGGAGAAGCCCCGGACUGCCAUGCCGAGUGUGGUGGAAGCGGAAAGGACAGACAUUGCUGUCCAGGCCACAGGCUCGGUGCCCUCCACGCCCACAGCUCAUCGAGGACCCGGCUCCAACAUAAACACGCCCGGGACCUUCAGACGUGGUGUGGACGACUCUGCUGGCGGGACCCCUCUCACACCUGCGGCCCGGAUAUCUGCCCUCAACAUCGUGGGAGACCUGCUGCGGAAAGUGGGGGCGCUGGAAUCCAAACUUGCCUCCUGCCGCAAUUUUGUGUACGACCAGUCUCCAAACCGGACAAGUGGUCCACCGUCUGGGCGGGGCAGCAAGAGCCGAGACGGCAGUGACAGACGGGCCAGCAGUGCCAGCGUGCCUUUGGGGGAUAAAGGGUUGGGAAAACGCCUGGAAUUUGGGAAGUCGCCUUCAAAUAAUUCCUCGCCGUCGCUGCCGUCUACCCAGGGGGUAGUCAAGAUGUUGCUCUAG